AUGCAAUUAGCGAGAUCAAAUCAAACACAUGUGUCUAAACCUAUAGCCUGCUUGGAUGAUCCAAACACAUCAAGCGUGGCCCAACUACUAUUAACCAGAGUCAUAACAGACCCUGUCACAACUGACCCUGCGACAACUGACCCUGUCACAACUGACCCUGUCACAACUGACCCUGUCACAACUGACUCUGUCACAACUAACCCUGUCACAACUGACCCUGUCACAACUGACCCUGUCACAACUGACCCUGUCACAACCGACCCUGCCGAAAGUGACACUGCCACAACUGACCCUGCCAAAACUGACCCUGCCACAACUGACCCUGCCAAAACUGACCCUGUCACAACUGACCCUGCCGAAAGUGACACUGCCACAACUGACCCUGUCACAACUGACCCUGCCACAACUGACCCUGUCUCAACUGACCCUGAAACAACUGACCCUGCCACAACUGACCCUGCCGAAAAUGACCCUGUCACAACUGACCCUGCCGAAAAUGACCCUGUCACAAAUGACCCUGUCGCAACUGAUCAUGCCACAACUGACCCUGUCACAACUGACCCUGCCGAAAAUGACACUGCCACAAAUGACCCUGUCACAACUGACUAUGCACACAAUCAAGCAGAGUCAACAAACAGAUCUAAAAUUGGGAUCCCAUAUACUAACAAUGAUUAA
This is a messenger RNA of Physella acuta, 675 nucleotides long. RefSeq names its product salivary glue protein Sgs-3-like. The record is from RefSeq and is a predicted model, not a curated record. NCBI's taxonomy places the organism in Eukaryota, Metazoa, Mollusca, Gastropoda, Physidae.